Pseudocercospora fijiensis CIRAD86 is the source of this 195-nucleotide messenger RNA. RefSeq lists its product as uncharacterized. The coding region runs from base 1 to 195 and encodes 64 amino acids. The record is from RefSeq and is a predicted model, not a curated record. The transcript has 5 exons. NCBI's taxonomy places the organism in Eukaryota, Fungi, Ascomycota, Dothideomycetes, Mycosphaerellales, Mycosphaerellaceae.
AUGCGAGUGAUCAAAAAUGUCCUCUUGUCCUCAGUCAAAUUCGGAGGUCACAGAAUCGCCUCCUCCACAACCACCCUUCUGGGCCGCGAGGGGGGCUCCUCGAGAGAGAGGGAGGGAGGGAGGGAGGGACGCCAUUUAGAAUUUCCUCGAAAUAUAAGCUUUAUCACAGAAGUUUUCAAGCAGGGGGUAUUUUGA